CGAUUACGACUAGCACAUUUCUCGGUAAAGGAAUAUUUGAUCUCAGACCGGGCGGCGCAGGGCCCCAGUGCCUACUAUCAUAUUUCGGAGGAGAAGGCCAAUUUACGGAUGGGGCACGCUUGUCUUGGUCGAAUUCUCCGGCAUAGCGGAGAAGGUACUGAACAUUGGAACGAAGCCGAAAAAUUGUCAUUCCUCUACCACAGCGCUCGCCAUUGGUUCACGUACUUUAGAUCAAUUGAGUAUACGGCACCCACUCCACUCUCCGAGGCUGCGGUAAAGGUCCUCGAGCUUGGCCAAGCCUGGCUAGGUAUACAUGACCCCGACCGUCCCUGGCAGUCUCCACCCUUGGGACCCUGGCCCCGCCCACCAGCAAUCUACUAUUGCUCCUUGUUAAAUCUAGCGACAGCCUGUAAAUUACUAGUCAAUAGAAAGGAGGAUGCGGUUAACGUGAAUACCCAGGGUGGCCGUUAUGGCAAUGCAUUACAAGCAGCUGUAGCAGAUGCAACCGAAUCGGUUGUACAGCUUCUCCUCGAGCGUGGGGCAGAU
Molecule: messenger RNA, 546 nt
Organism: Tuber aestivum (summer truffle)
Lineage: Eukaryota; Fungi; Ascomycota; Pezizomycetes; Pezizales; Tuberaceae
Source: the annotation of a GenBank genome assembly